AAGUGGAAAGAGAAAAACAAGACAAAAAAUUGUUUCUUAUAAUGAAACAGAAGAAACAUCUACUCCUUCAACUAUUAAUAUUGAAACGAAUAGUGAAACUUUAGAAAACCUUCAACUUGAAGAAUUUCAAGAUAAUAAUGAAACCCAAAUUUCUACUCGAGAAAAUACUAUUG
Cetraspora pellucida is the source of this 173-nucleotide messenger RNA. Lineage: Eukaryota; Fungi; Glomeromycota; Glomeromycetes; Diversisporales; Gigasporaceae. The record is from the annotation of a GenBank genome assembly.